Molecule: messenger RNA, 972 nt
Organism: Prorocentrum cordatum
Lineage: Eukaryota; Dinophyceae; Prorocentrales; Prorocentraceae
Source: the annotation of a GenBank genome assembly
CGUCGAUUAGCGUCGACUUGCGUCGAUUAGCAUCGAUUCGCAAGAGCCGACAAGAUGGUAUGGGAGGCUCCGCCGUAGCCAUUUGGGCUCAAGCUGGCUUGGCUCAAAGACUUUCUGUCUGUUGAUAUCAGUCGAGCGGCACUCGAUUAGGAGCGUCUCGGGGUCAGGUCGAUCUGUUCCACUUAUGGCUCCCUCUGCGUCAAGCGUUUCGUGCGUUUCCUCCGCCGCCUCUUCGGACGAAAGGCAGCCACGGCACGGCUACACAGUCGAGUGCAAGGCGACGUUCCUUCACGUCGUGGACGACGUCGAGGCGCGCUUGCGGCAGCAACGGCUUUCACGCUCCACGUCUGCUCCAGCCCUUGUGGACGCCCUCCUUUGCUCCAGCCCGUCUGCCCUGGGGUCGCCGCAGCAGUCGCAACCACGCAGCACGGCGCAGUGCCAGUACCAGACGCAGCGCAAGAAGCACCAGAGGCACGUGAAGAAGAUGUUGAGGCGCGCACUUGCCGACGAGCCACGUGAGGGCGUCGUGAGGCUCUGAGGACGUCAUCGCCUUCCCCCGUCCUCCUUUCCUGUAUCUAUAAAGGCGUCCAUCCUCGUCAUGCUCCUCCUCGUUCUCCUGCUUGACUUACUGCUUGGCCGGAAAUCGUUUAAGCUCGGCCUGGCCUCCCAUUUCUGGUGCUCUCUUCUGGCGCACGCCUCCUGUGCGGCAGGCUGUCUGCCCCUGCCGACCUCGCUCGGCGGCUGGCUGGGCGGGGAUGACUCCUCCCCCUCCUCCUCCUCCUCCUCCUCCUCCUCCUCCUCCUCCUCCUCCUCCUCCUCCUCCUCCUCCUCGCGAUGCGCGCGCGACUCGCGGUGCGGGAUUCGUCCACGCAGGCGCCCGCGAGGGCAGCGCCGAGGCGUGGGCCACCGCGCCGGUCGCCGCUGUGGCGCGGCCCUUUGGGCCUGCCGCCACGUGCUGCAGGGGGCAGGGGC